Messenger RNA from Miniopterus natalensis, 1080 nucleotides. RefSeq names its product collagen triple helix repeat containing 1 (gene CTHRC1). NCBI's taxonomy places the organism in Eukaryota, Metazoa, Chordata, Mammalia, Chiroptera, Miniopteridae. The record is from RefSeq and is a predicted model, not a curated record.
GGGCUCCUGCUGCUCCUGGUGCUGCGCCUGCCGUCGGGCGCCUCCGAGACCCCCAAGGUGAAGCAGAAGGCGCUGCUGCGGCCGCGGGAGGUGGUGGACCUGUACAACGGGAUGUGCUUGCAAGGGCCCGCGGGCGUCCCUGGCCGAGACGGGAGCCCUGGGGCCAACGGCAUCCCCGGGACCCCUGGGAUCCCAGGUCGCGAUGGAUUCAAAGGCGAAAAGGGGGAGUGCCUGAGGGAAACCUUCGAGGAGUCCUGGACACCCAACUACAAGCAGUGUUCGUGGAAUUCCCUGAAUUAUGGCAUCGAUCUUGGGAAAAUUGCCGAGUGCACCUUCACGAAGAUGCGCUCGAACAGUGCUCUGCGGGUGCUGUUCAGCGGCUCCCUCCGGCUCAAGUGCAGGAGCGCCUGCUGCCAGCGCUGGUAUUUCACCUUCAACGGCGCCGAGUGCUCGGGCCCGCUCCCCAUCGAAGCCAUCAUUUAUCUGGACCAAGGAAGCCCUGAGCUCAAUUCGACAAUUAACAUUCAUCGCACUUCUUCUGUGGAAGGACUUUGUGAAGGAAUUGGUGCCGGCUUAGUGGACGUUGCUAUCUGGGUGGGUACUUGUUCGGAUUACCCCAAAGGAGAUGCCUCUACCGGGUGGAAUUCGGUGUCACGCAUCAUUAUCGAAGAACUGCCAAAAUAAACUUUCAUUCUCCUCCCCUACCUCUUUUUUAGUAUACUUUUGAAAAGUUAAUUUUAGUGACAUGCUACGUAAUUUUUAGGUACACAUCUGAAUGAAAAACAAAGCUAAGUGUGUUUACAGACCCAAGUGUGACUUCACACAGUUUUAAAAUCCAGUAUGACUCAUUUUCCUCCCAUCGAGGAUGGUCUGAGGAUUUUGUAGUUGAAGAGAAUAUGUACUUUCCUCAUAGUCCCAUCCUCUGAGCCUGUAAUUUAGGAUGUCGUUGUGGUCUUUAAUUUUUCCUAUUCCCUUAGUAUAGCACGUUUUUAAAGUAGAAAAGCUACCAGUCUGUACAAGUUGUAAAUGUUCAAAACUGUUUUAUAUCUGUGAAAUAAAUCUUAUUUCAAACAACUUUAA